AUGCCAUCAGGUCCAGUUGCAACGUCGGUCAAGAACGAGGCUGGUGCCACAGCUUCCGAGUUCAGUGAUCUUGCGAACUCUCGCCAACCACCAUCCUAUACUGCUGCCAACAAUACUCCAUUGACACACUAUCAUUCCUUCUUCUACACCUUGUUGAGCUGGAAGAACAAGCGAGCCACUGGUGUGACCUUUCUGUCUACCGUCCUCUUCAUCUUCGCCUGCCGAUACCUCCCCAUCCUGCGCUACUUCUUGAAGAUCACUUGGAUGACCCUUGGAGUUGUCACCCUGGCCGAGGCAUCGGGUAAAGCUCUCAUGGGUUCAAGUGUUGCAGGUGCAGUUCGACCUCGCCGAUACUACAAAAUUCCCAAGGAGACUCUCGAAUCGUCCCUUGAUGAUCUCGAAAAUCUUAUCAACUUUUUCGUCAUCGAGGGCCAGCGUAUCGUCUUUGCCGAGAACAUUCCCGUCACAGCAACUGCCUUUUUCUCCGCCUUCGUAACCUACUACCUGAUCAAACUUCUCCCUUUCUGGGGCCUGUCUCUCUUCUUCACCUGCGUCAUCUUCCUUGGCCCAUUGAUCUAUAUCGAAAACAAGGAAGCCAUCGACGCCCAGCUUCAGUAUGCAGGAGAGGUCAUUGGCCAACAGACCAGCCAGAUCAAGGAUUUGACCGCUCAACAUACGAGCAAGGGUUUCGAGACAGUGAAGCAGUACACUGGCACUGCCACUGCGAAAGCUCAGGAGGCCAUUGGCAGUGCGAGACAGAGGAUCCCAUCCCCCACCACUGCCAAAUCCUCAAUCAAGGAAGGCGACUUCCCCUCGGCCCCCAAGACCGAGCUCUCCUCGACUUCAGUCGAUUCCAAGCCCGAGACCGAGAAUCUGCUCAGUGCAGAGACCAACUACGCUUGA
Exophiala spinifera is the source of this 903-nucleotide messenger RNA. RefSeq lists its product as uncharacterized. Lineage: Eukaryota; Fungi; Ascomycota; Eurotiomycetes; Chaetothyriales; Herpotrichiellaceae. The transcript is spliced from 5 exons. The coding region runs from base 1 to 903 and encodes 300 amino acids. The record is from RefSeq and is a predicted model, not a curated record.